Sceloporus undulatus (fence lizard) is the source of this 3521-nucleotide messenger RNA. RefSeq names its product calpain 1 (gene CAPN1). Gene Ontology annotation, biological process: proteolysis. Lineage: Eukaryota; Metazoa; Chordata; Lepidosauria; Squamata; Phrynosomatidae. Gene Ontology annotation, molecular function: calcium ion binding; calcium-dependent cysteine-type endopeptidase activity. Gene Ontology annotation, cellular component: cytoplasm. The transcript is spliced from 22 exons. Bases 165 to 2309 code for a protein of 714 amino acids. The record is from RefSeq and is a predicted model, not a curated record.
GUCCCUUCUCUGCAGGCAAGGGGGGUUAGGGCCACCCACCUCCUCCUGGGUUUGGGUUGGGUUUUAUUUUGCUUUCCCUUCCGCCAAGAUUGCCUUGACUUUUAGCAGGGACCAGGCCGGGCUGGGGAUCAGGGAGAUUGCUCCUGGUUCGGUGACCGCCCAAGAUGUCAGAAGAAGUCAUUGUCCCCGUUUAUUGCACCGGCGUCUCGGCACAGGUCCAGAAGCAGCGAGCCAAAGACCUGGGUUUGGGGAAACACGAGAACGCCGUCAAGUACUUAGGCCAGGAUUACGAAAGGCUUCGGAAUGAAUGUUUGCAGAACGGGGCACUCUUCCGGGACGAGACCUUCCCUGCCUCCGCCGCGUCUUUGGGUUUUAAAGAGCUGGGAGCCAACUCCUCCAAAACGUACGGCGUCAAAUGGAAACGGCCCACGGAACUUUGCCGCAACCCACUCUUUAUCGUCGAUGGCGCCACCCGCACAGACGUCUGUCAAGGAGCUCUGGGCGACUGCUGGCUCUUAGCAGCCAUUGCUUCGCUCACGCUGAACGAUCCCCUUCUCCAUCGCGUGGUCCCUCAUGGGCAAAGCUUCCAGAAUGGCUAUGCUGGCAUCUUCCAUUUCCAGAUCUGGCAAUUUGGCGAGUGGGUAGAUGUGGUGGUGGAUGACCUGCUCCCAACCAAAGAUGGCAAACUGGUGUUUGUGCACUCAGCAGAAGGCACCGAAUUCUGGAGCGCCCUUCUUGAAAAGGCCUAUGCCAAGUUGAACGGAUGCUAUGAGGCUCUGUCUGGAGGGAGCACCUCCGAAGGGUUUGAAGACUUCACAGGAGGCGUGACGGAGUGGUACGAUCUCCGCAAGCCACCGAGCGACCUCUUCCAGAUCAUCUUGAAGGCCCUGGAGAGGGGAUCUCUCAUGGGUUGCUCCAUUGAUAUUACAAGCGCUUUCGACAUGGAAGCUGUCACUUUCAAGAAGCUGGUGAAAGGCCAUGCCUAUUCUGUCACUGGAGCGGAGCAGAUCAACUAUCGAGGGCAGAGGGUCAGUCUGAUCCGGAUACGAAAUCCCUGGGGAGAAGUGGAAUGGACCGGAGCCUGGAGUGAUAACUCUGGAGAGUGGAACGUGGUGGAUCCAUCCAUUGGGCAGCAAUUGAGAAUUAAAAUGGAAGAUGGCGAAUUCUGGAUGUCCUUCCAAGACUUUCUCAGGGAGUUCUCCCGCCUUGAGAUCUGCAACCUCACGCCAGACGCCCUGAAGUCGCGCAAGUUCCGGAAGUGGAACACGACGCUGUACGACGGGACCUGGCGAAGGGGAAGCACGGCUGGUGGCUGCAGGAAUUUUCCAGCCACAUUCUGGAUCAAUCCCCAGUUUAAGAUACGCCUUGAUGAGAUCGACCAUGAUGAUGAGGAAGACCGGAGAGAACCGGGCUGCAGUUUCCUUCUUGCACUGAUGCAGAAGCACCGGCGCCGAGAGAGGCGGCUUGGCAAAGACAUGGAGACCAUUGGCUUUGCAGUCUAUGAGGUUCCAUCAGAGCAUAUAGGACAGCCUUCGGUCCACCUGAAACGUGACUUCUUCCUCGCCAAUUCCUCGCGGGCCCGAUCCGAGCAGUUCAUCAACCUGCGAGAGGUCAGCACCCGCUUCAAGCUACCUCCGGGAGAGUAUAUUGUGGUGCCUUCCACCUUCGAGCCAAACAAGGAAGGGGACUUUGUGCUGAGGGUCUUCUCGGAGAACAAAGCAGGGACGGUGGAGAUGGACGAUCAGAUCCAGGCGAAUCUCCCAGAUGAGAAAGUGCUUUCCGAAAGCGAGAUCGACGAGGGCUUCAAGCAGCUCUUCCGGCAACUGGCCGGAGCGGAUAUGGAGAUCAGCGUCCGCGAACUGCAGACUAUCCUCAAUAGGAUCAUCGGAAAACAUAAAGACCUCCGUACCAAAGGUUUCAGUUUGGAGUCCUGCCGGAGCAUGGUGAAUCUCAUGGACAGAGAUGGAAACGGAAAACUGGGACUGGUGGAGUUCAACAUCCUUUGGACCAAAAUCAGAGGCUACUUGGCCGUCUUUAGGAAGUUUGAUUUAGACAAGUCGGGAAGCAUGAGCGCUUAUGAGAUGCGGAUGGCUCUGGAGUCGGCAGGUUUCAAGCUGAACAAGAAGCUCUAUGAAUUGAUCAUCACUCGCUACGCGGAGCCUGACUUGGCGAUCGACUUUGACAACUUUGUCUGCUGCCUCAUUCGGCUCGAAACCAUGUACAGGUUCUUCCUGGCCCUGGACUCCGACAAAGAUGGGAUUGUCACCUUUGACUUGGUUAAGUGGAUACAGCUAACCAUGUUCGCCUGAAAGAAGCAACGCGCCAACCCUGCAUGGCUGUCUGGCCUUCCUUGGACACCUUUUGUUAUUAUUUCUUACCCGCAAGUGCCUUGCGUCACUAUAAGACGGCUUCUCGCCUUUCUUUUUGCUAUUGCCGCAACCACUCCUUCCAGGAAAGGAACACACACACCCCGACACGCCGACGCAAUGCCACACCUCGCCAUGUCCCACAUGGCCUUUGCACGCCGAGACGGACUCUCUCUCGGCUCCCACCGCCGUGCCUGGACCCUUGCGGCCUCGGACGUCUUUCUAAUUUGGCGCCGCCCGAAGCCACCUCGUCUCACUCUCGAUACGUCUCUAAGCAAGAGGCCAUGCCAAGGAGUCAUGCCACGCUGUGCCAAAACCUUUUUCCUGAUAUUGCGCAUGGAGAAGCAGAGGGAAAGCAUGACCAAAGAGGCGCUCUUUUCAAAUAUCCCACACCAGCUGAUGCUUUGCUUUGGAGAUGGAGUCUGAGAAACCUUUUCCAAGCUCUGUCUUAAGACAUAUUACAUAUUAAGACAUCUUAAGCUCUGUCUUAAGAUAGUAUUAGUCUUAUUGUGAUUUCCUGCAUGGCGGGGGGUUGGACUGGAUGGCCCUAGUGGUCUCUUCCAACUCUAUGAUUCUAUGAUUCUAUGAUUAUUGUCUGGACUUUUCCAUGAUGUUUUCUCCUGUUGUCCUGGGCUUAAAAGUGUGGCAUGCUUUGAGCGUUGGACUAGGAUGCUGGGAGACCCAGGUUCAAAUCUCCGUUUGGCCACGGAAGCGGACUAGUUGACCAUAGGCAAUCUCAUUCUCUCAGCCUCAGAGGGAAGGCAAAGCCCCUUUCAUCUAAACCCUGCAAUGGGUUCAUUUUGAUCGUGUUGCCAUGCGUCUUUAAAGCAUUUCUGGCUCAAGGGGACCCUAAGGUGAACGUAUUGCGGAGUUUUCUUGGCAUGAUUUGUUCAGAAGGAUGUUUUGCUAUUGCCUUGCUCUGAGGCUGAGAGAGUGUGACUUGCCCUAGGUCUCCCAUUGGGUUUCAUGGUGACCUUAAAGCAAAUCUAUCAUGGGCUUUUCUUGGCCAGACCUUAAGGCAAAUCCAUUAUCAGGUUUUGUUGGCAAGACCUUAAGGUGAACCUAUCAUGAGGUUUUCUUGGCAAUAUUUCUUUGGGGGGAUUUUUGCUCUUGCCUUGCUCUGAGGCUGAGAGAGUGUGACUUGCCCAAGGUCUC